Molecule: messenger RNA, 444 nt
Organism: Bacidia gigantensis
Lineage: Eukaryota; Fungi; Ascomycota; Lecanoromycetes; Lecanorales; Ramalinaceae
Exons: 3
Coding region: 1-444 (147 amino acids)
Source: RefSeq, a predicted model, not a curated record
AUGACAAGCGAGCAAUCCCUGCCCAUCCCGGAGUCAGAAUAUGGCGGCUCUCCACCCGAAUGGGCGGAAGAAUCCCGUAUGAGAAAAAACGAAUUACAGGAUCCGACAGAGCUAGCUCAGGGUCGGGCAGGAGAAAAUACUGACGAGCCUACGAAUGAACUCGCCCCUAGCGAAGUAUCCGACACACUGGUGGGCACCCGGAUCAUGAGUGUCAACGACGAGAACAAAGCACCUAAGGCACCUCUCCGGGAGAUAGAUCUGGUACACACAGGUCCAUCACGCGUGGUCAAUAUUCAUGUCUUGGAGCCGAAUUCUGCUGGUACCCAAAGUGAUGAUAGAGUCAGAGUCUCUGUGAGCAUCGGAGGAGAUGUCAAUAUUUCAAUCAAGAAUGAGGUUGAUACACAGGCGAGGGUGGGAGGAAGUAUGCGGUGUGAGCAAUACUGA